AUGGAUAUCCGCAAGUUUUUUACAAAUAAGUCUAGUCAAGCAAGUACAUCAAGCUCAGACACAUGUAAGCAAAAAGAGAUACCUGAGUCACCAGUUUUGCACCAUUUUGUUGAGACAGAAAAUGUAUAUGCAGAAACUGUGUCUUUAGAAGCAGUUGACCUUAUGAGUGACUCAAGUGAUGGUGAGGAAGACCAUGCUAGUGUUCCAGCAAUCAAAACUAUAGAAGAUGUUAAUAGUAAAUCUAAAACCUACACGAAAGGAAAAUGCAUUUCUCUUCCAGCUGAUGAACAGAAAACACUACGAACAGCAGUAGUACCAAAUCAACCAGAUUACAAAACAAUUCCAGCUCAGACUAUUGUAACGCAAAAGGCAAAGAAGCGUGUUUUAAACUUCCAAGAGUGCUGGUACGAAAACUUUCCAUGGCUGCACUACAGUUUUGCUCUUGAAGGAGUGCUAUGUUUUUACUGUGCUAAAGCUGCAGUCCUAAAUCUGACACAUCUCGAAAGGAAUACUGAGCCAGCAUUUGUGUGUAUGGGCUUUAAAAAUUGGAAAAAAGCUAUUGAAAAGUUUAAAAAACAUCAGAGUUGUUCUGCUCAUACGUAUUCCAUGAAGCAGCUAUUGCAUCAUAAAGGUUCACAGCCCAUUAAUGCCCAGCUUUCAUUACAAAUUCAACAGCAACAGAAUGAUGCCUGGUUGUGUCUCAUCAAGAUAGUCCAAACAAUAGCCUUGUUGGCAAAACAGGGUCUCCCUCUUCGUGGCCAUGACGACAAUGAUGGGAAUUUUAAGCAGUUUCUACUUGCACGAGCAGAUGAUUUGCCUUAUCUAAAAAAAUGGAUAACACACAAAAUGGAAUACAUGAGUCCAGACAUUCAAAAUGAAAUUUUGCAGUUAUUAUCUCAUUCCGUAUUACACCUUAUACGGAAAAAGAUUGGGAAUAAUGCCUUUGCAGUUAUUGUUGAUGGCACACAAGACAUAUCUGGUCAAGAACAAGAAAGUUUCUGUAUCCGCUAUGUUGAUCAAGACUUUUACCCGCACGAGGACUUUAUAGGCUUAUAUCAAGUUGAUGAAACAAGUGGAUCUGCAAUUGCAAAGAUUGUCAAGGAUGCUUUAUGCCGCAAUGGGCUUUGUAUGUCAAUGUUGCGAGGGCAAACAUAUGAUGGAGCGUCAAAUAUGGCUGGUAAAUAUCAUGGUGCUCAGGCAUUAAUAAGGCAGGAACAGCCACUUGCCAUUUAUGUCCAUUGCGGUGCACAUUGCACAAACUUAGUUAUGCAGGCUGCAGCACAUCAAUGUCCAAUAAUGGAAGAUGCACUUAUGUGUGUGCAAGAUCUUGGCAAUCUCUUUGGGCAAUCUGUGAAAUGCAGGACCACAUUUUCAGAAAUUGUGCAACGUGAAGCUGAAGGACCUCUUAAAGUCAUACAUAUUAAACCAUUGUGCCCAACACGCUGGACCGUUAGAGUAAAGUCAGUGAAAAAAGUCCUGGAUAAUUAUGAGCUGAUUUUACAAACACUUGAAGAAUUUGCAAAUUCCAGAGGUAGUGGAGACGUACAUUCACGUGCACGCGGCCUACUUCAACAAUUUAGGCAAGGUAAAAUCCUGUUAGGGCUUCAAAUCUCUCUUACCAUCAUGGAGAUCUUAGAAUGUCUGAAUAAAGCCUUGCAAGGCAAUAAACAAACCAUAUCAGGACUUUUAGCAUCUGUUCAGCAUACCCAUGAUGCUAUACAAAAGUUACGCUGUGACACGUCGUUUGAAAGGCUUCUUACUGCCAAUAUGCAUUUAGUUGAAAAAUACCAGCUAAAAGAGGUUAAUGUACCAAGGCAACCCAAAGUUCCUAAACGUCUUCAACAUGGGCCAACUGAACAAUUCCAUGCAAAAACUGUGAAGGAAUACUAUUGCCCUCAGUAUUUCCAACUGAUUGAUGCUAUAUUAACUCAGUUAAUGCAGCGCUUUGACCAAGAAGGCUUACUGAUAUAUGAAAAACUGGAACAAUGUCUCUUGACAGGACAAGCUAGUGAAGGUCUUCUCCAGUAUCCAGAGAUUGAACAUAAUCUUCUCUCUGCCCAGAUAACCACCUUAUCUAGUGUUCACAAGUACACUUCUGUCUCAGAGGUUGUAGAAAUUUUACGAAAGAUGCCUGCCAGAGAGAGAUGCUUUUUUUCUGAAGUUGAAAAAAUGGUCAGAAUCCUACUAACUGUUCCUGCUUCCUCCUGUGAAGCUGAGAGAAGUUUUAGCGCGUUGCGUAGAUUAAAAACCUGGUUGAGGUCCACAAUGACACAGAAAAGAUUAAACCAUGUUGCUAUAUGCAACAUCCAUAGAGACAUAAUGGAUGAACUAGAACUCGAAGCCAUAGCAAAGGAAUUUGCAAUGCGCUGUGAUCGCCGCAAAAAGGUUUUUGGAUUUUAA
This is a messenger RNA of Spea bombifrons (plains spadefoot toad), 2400 nucleotides long. Its product is annotated as zinc finger MYM-type protein 1-like. Gene Ontology annotation, molecular function: protein dimerization activity. Lineage: Eukaryota; Metazoa; Chordata; Amphibia; Anura; Pelobatidae. The coding region runs from base 1 to 2400 and encodes 799 amino acids. The record is from RefSeq and is a predicted model, not a curated record. The transcript has a single exon.